Messenger RNA from Cooperia oncophora, 2136 nucleotides. NCBI's taxonomy places the organism in Eukaryota, Metazoa, Nematoda, Chromadorea, Rhabditida, Trichostrongylidae. The record is from the annotation of a GenBank genome assembly.
AUGGUCCAGGACGGAAAUGUGAAGCUAAAUGGCACCAUCACUAUACAUAACUGCCCAUUUGCAACAUUCUGCCGUGAAGUGGUGACAGAUGCUGGCAAAGUGGCUAUGAUUCCACUGGCCAAAGGACCAGCUACCGUACAGAUGCAUGUACCGCCGAGAGCCGACUUUGGCCUUGCUGCUGUAAACCUUAUUGCCAAGAAGGAAUGGAAUAACGAGUAUCUGCAGCAGGUACCAGUGUGUGUACGCAAGGAUGGCAGAUGCGUUCCACAACAGUAUCCUCCGGCCGCUUACCGCUACUGCUUGGCGUACUGCCCGUCGGUGGAGUUGGAUGUCAGGGCACUUAAUCAGCGGAUAAAGAAAAGCCAGAGGUUAGUUAGAUUUCUUGCGAUUUCUAGCCAAAUUCCCGUUGGAUUGAUGAUCAAGCGUUCAAUUCAGAUUAUUCAAUUCUGGAUGGAGGACAAGUACACGGCAACCCUUUACCACAACAAUACCCAGAAAGGCCCAAUAUUUAUUGACUCUAUCACCGCCGUACCGUUCCACUCCUACAGCGAAAACCUGAUGCGACCAUUACCCAUCGAUCUCUCGUCAGAAUUCAUUCAGCAGUGCAGUGCUGACUUCUAUCAGAACGACCCAGACAACGUCACCGAUUUCUGCCGUGACAAGAUCUUCUCAUUGACAACGGACUUCAAUGCAGCCGCGUUUUCAUGUGAUUGUAAUCCUAAGGUAUUGAAUUUAGAGAAGUGCAAAUGUAGCAUUGGUCAGCAGUGCAACGAGCAAACCGGUCAAUGCUUCUGUCCUCCUCAUGUCGAAGGCACCGCUUGUGAUAAGUGUGUCAGCUACGCCUUCGGUUACGAUCCUCUCAUUGGAUGUCAAAAGGAAAAUGUAGCUGGACCAGCCUGUGACACCUGCAAAUCGGGUACAUUCCACUUGUCAGCCGAGAAUCCUAAAGGAUGUAUCAAUUGCUUCUGUUUUGGCACUACUGAUCAGUGUCGCUCCAGCAUGUUCCCUGUCUCUAUCAGUUCCGUCGACAUGUCCAUGUUCACAACGAACGAUCCUGCUGGAACUCUGGAGUUUGAGAACGAUGUCGUCAGCUACACAGCUGGUGAUAACUCCACUGCCAGCGUAUAUUUCAACGUCCCCAUAGAACAUGGAGCCGACUACACAGCGAGCUAUGGCCUAUUGAUGUUCAGCUUUUCUUUCAGUUGUACUUCCAACUGUCUGUUCAACCACCUGACGAUUCAUCCGAGAAUGAGUGCAGACGCUGAUGUUCGCCUCUAUGGCAACAACAUGACCGCGGAAUUCUGGGCGCCCGAACAGCCAGCUGACCCGAAGGAAGCGUUCAACGUCCGAGUAAAACUCGUACCGGUGUAUGUUUCGAUUGUCAACACAGCACUUAUGGAGAUCAUUGUGAGCUGUGUGAAGAGGGACAUUAUGGAGAUGCAACUGAUGGCAGCCCAUACUCCUGCAUGCCAUGCCAGUGUCCAUUCUCACCUACGAACAACUUUGCUACUGGAUGUCAGAUGUGACGCCGGUUUCUUUGGUGAACCUCAACGCCCAGGCGGUUCAUGCCAGCCAUGUCACUGUAAUGACAACAAUAAUCUGACGGAUUCAAGAGCCUGUCACCCAAUCACUGGUGAUUGUUAUCUUUGCGAAAGGAACACCGACGGCCGACAUUGCGAAUAUUGUGCUCAGUGCCUGACCACUGGGGUUUCUCACGCUGUGGUGGAUGUCACCCAUGCCACUGUGGUAUCGCUUCCUCAUCUAGCCAAUGUGACGACGAGACCGGUCAGUGCCAAUGUCGACCAGGAGCUGUUGGACUGCGCUGUGAGCAUUGCGAACAUGGAUUCUGGAAUUAUGGCGAAUACGGCUGUCAGAAGUGUGACUGCGAGGCGGAUCUCUCCAUGGGUACGGUCUGUGAUGUGCGUACUGGCCAGUGUCACUGUCAAGGAAGGAGCUACUGGCGCUCGUUGUGACCAAUGUCUCCAGUCCUACUUGAGGAUUCCCACCUACGGAUGUCGACGCUGUGACGAAUGCGUGCACCAUCUGGUUUCCGACGUGGAUCAUCUCGGACUUCAUAUGCAAAACCUGAAUAUGUCGAUUGGCAACAUCUCAUCAGCUACAGUCGUUGGAGCCAGG